This is a messenger RNA of Psilocybe cubensis, 1383 nucleotides long. RefSeq lists its product as uncharacterized. Bases 1 to 1383 code for a protein of 460 amino acids. Lineage: Eukaryota; Fungi; Basidiomycota; Agaricomycetes; Agaricales; Agrocybaceae. The transcript has a single exon. Gene Ontology annotation, molecular function: protein binding. The record is from RefSeq and is a predicted model, not a curated record.
AUGUCACAAAACUCUUCACGGGAGACCCACUCAGGGUUGACAAGACGUAUACGACAACAGUCCAUCCUGAGCAAUGACACUGCAACCACCCGACUUGCUCCUAAUCCUUUUGAAAAUAUUCCAAUCGAGAUUUUCAACGAAAUCGUAACAAUGGUGCUACAACUUGAGGCGCAGUCUUCGCCACUGUUUAUUUCACAAGUCUCAAGGUCAUGGAGGGAAGUUGUGCAUAAUAAUCCUUCUAUGUGGGAUAGCCUUGUGCUUACACACCGACGCCCAGGAGCAAAGGCUCAAUUCUGGAUGGCGAGGACUCAAGGAAAGCUCAGGGUCCUCACAGUGCGGUCCGCCGCUGCCACAAAGGCAAGAAUUGAAGCUUGGGAGCCAGUCUUACAGCAGCUGCACUGGGAAUCACUACAAGCACUCAGGGUACAAAGAUGGUUCGUAGUCGACUAUCUCAGGCGCAUCGGCAAGGUCGAUGCAUUGGUCAGCCUCCAAGUUCUUGAACUUGACCGCACCAAUUCUUUUUCCUCAUUCCGUUCAAUACAAAGCUCAUUGGAUUCUUCCCUACGGCAUCUCACAAUUCUUUCUCAGGGUCCAUGGUUGGCUAAUACCUCGAUUCAAGCUCGAAAUCUCACUACUUUGAGCCUCAAUCAAGUGUCUGUUCAAGCCGGACAUUUCUACGACCUACUUUUGGCCAACCCUCUCCUCGUACAUCUAUCCUUGGAUAGCGUUUGUUACAAUGGUAUGCCCAAAAACAUAACAAUGCAUCAUUUAAAAUCUCUUCGCCUAUGCAACUAUGCCCACGUUCCAGUUGACGGGCUUAAACUGCCAGCGCUCGAGGCUUUCCAAGCCGAACGAUUUAAUGUUACCAUGCGCGAGAAUAACUUUUUGGCUCGUCUCGCUAGCGGAUACAGCGGUGUACUGCUAACGGUCCUCAUCUUUAGUUCAUGCCAUGCCUAUUUCAACGUCCAGGAUGUUAUCCCCUUUUUACUCUCUUCGCCGAAUCUCAAAAACCUCGAGGUAACGGAUACGCCUUCCGGGGGUGUUACAUCGUUGAUAGAAUUCCUAUCUGCACCUUACCAACCAAGUAUUGUCCAAUCCGACCAUGCUUCUUCAUUUCUUGUAUGUCCUCAAUUGACGUAUGUCAAUUUUUCUGGGUGCUCAGGAGUACAAACUGGACCCAUCAUGCGCUUGGUGAAGUCCCGCCUUACGGUAACCGACCAACACGGCAAUAAGUUUGGAUGGGAUGGACAUUCUCCUGCUCCACAAGCCGAGCCAAUACUUUCAGUUAUAAUUGACUUUUGCCCUCAAAUUGACCCCUCAUGGGUAUCAUGGCUGCGUUAUCGAGUUCCUAGGGUUAGCUAUAUACUUGCAGGAGACAAUUGA